AUGGCGGAUGGGGACAGUGGCAGUGAGCGCGGUGGCAGCAGCGGCGGCGGAGGGGGAGGUGGCGGUGGGUUUCAGCAUUACCAGCGGGAACCGGAGACCCAGGAGUUGGCCUCGAAGCGGUUGGACAUUCAGAACAAACGCUUCUACCUUGACGUGAAGCAGAACGCCAAAGGCCGGUUCAUCAAAAUUGCCGAGGUCGGCGCCGGGGGCUCCAAAAGUCGGCUGACCCUCUCCAUGUCAGUUGCGGCAGAGUUCCGCGACUACCUGGGGGAUUUCAUAGAGCACUACGCCCAGCUUGGGCCUAGCACCCCGGAGCAGAUCGCUCAGUCUUCCGGUGGGGAUGACACCGGGCCUAGACGGGCCUUGAAGAGUGAAUUCCUGGUGCGCGAGAACCGCAAAUACUACCUCGACCUGAAGGAGAACCAGCGGGGUCGGUUUCUCCGGAUCCGGCAGACCGUCAACCGAGGCCCCGGCUUCGGAGUUGGAGUGGGUGGCAUCCCGGGGGCUGGCCUACAGGCCGGUCAAACCAUUGCACUCCCUGCCCAGGGCUUAAUAGAGUUCCGCGACGCCUUGGCCAAGUUGAUAGACGACUACGGGGGAGAUGAGGAGGAUCUGGCCGGUGGCGGAGGGGCCGGGGGCUACAGCGAGCUCCCGGAAGGCACCUCAAUCAUGGUGGACUCUAAACGGUUUUUCUUUGACGUGGGAUCCAACAAGUACGGAGUUUUCUUGCGGGUGAGCGAAGUGAAGCCCAGUUACAGAAACUCUAUAACAAUCCCCUUCAAGGCGUGGAGCAAGUUCGGGGGAGCUUUCAGCCGCUACGCCGAGGAGAUGAAGGAGAUCCAGGAGCGGCACCGGGAUAAGAUGUACGAGAGGAGAGCCGGUGAGGAGUCGGAGGGCGACGACGUGGACGACGAUUGA
This is a messenger RNA of Xyrichtys novacula (pearly razorfish), 918 nucleotides long. NCBI's taxonomy places the organism in Eukaryota, Metazoa, Chordata, Actinopteri, Labriformes, Labridae. The record is from the annotation of a GenBank genome assembly.